Messenger RNA from Lodderomyces parapsilosis, 2196 nucleotides. RefSeq lists its product as uncharacterized. The transcript has a single exon. Gene Ontology annotation, cellular component: HDA1 complex. Bases 1 to 2196 code for a protein of 731 amino acids. Lineage: Eukaryota; Fungi; Ascomycota; Pichiomycetes; Serinales; Debaryomycetaceae. The record is from RefSeq and is a predicted model, not a curated record.
AUGAAUUUGAUGGAUAUGCUUUCGGCGGAUCCACCGUCUUCAAUAUAUGGCAACGAAUUAGGUCAACCAGCACUAUACACUGAGGGCGAAGGAGCGGCAGCAGCAGCAGCAGGUACUGCGACAGCCGCAGUGCUAGAUGAUGGGAUAAUGCUGCAACAAACAUCGAACAAGAUCAAUAAUAACGGGUCAGCCUCUGAAACAAACUCAACUGGAGUAUACUAUAUACCCACAUCAUUAACUGACUCUCAAAUUGUCCUUGCACGCAUCUUGUUACACUUAAUUAGUGAGACAUUGAUCACAGAGGUGAAAUCAAGACGGAAAAAGACAAGUAUUGAUAGUUUACUCGAAGUGUCAUCAAUGUCAACCACAAUUGGGAUAGGUGGUGAUGGUGAUCCCAACGUUGAUAGUAAGUUACGAAACUUGCAAUUAGUAUCGACAUGUUUGGAUAAUUUGCUAAUCAUCGAUAACCACCCUUCAUUAUUGGUGAAUCAUUUCAUGCCCAAACGGCUUUUACUACUGCAGCCUACGUCCUCACAGGCUUUGAUGUCAGGGAAAUUACAAUUUUUUAACCAUGUGGUUGAUUCAAUCUUGGAUAAGAAUCGUACGAAUGGAGAUGAAUUUUAUCCUAUAUUGGUUGUAGCUAGAAACAACAAGGAAUUGGAAUUGAUUGAGGGUUUAAUCAUCGGUAAAGAUUUAACCUACAAGAACACGGGCAACAAGAUUAAAUUGUAUGACGAUAAACGAGGCAUGAGCGCGCAUGAUGCCGAUAACCCCAAAGGUGGUGUGUAUCUCAAUUUAAUCCAAACACAACAAUUGUACAAUAAUUAUAUGAACCAAUCAACUUCAUCAAGCUAUAAAUUUAUUUUUUCAUUUGAUUUCAAGAUUGAUGCAACUAACCCAAGUAUUGAAAUGUUGAGACUGAAACAUGUAUGUCCCAUCUUUGUGCCUAUCCCUGUAUAUUCAAUCGAACAUUUGAUGUUGCAAAUAACCGAGCCUAGUGGUUCAGGAUUUGGAAUGGAUGUUGAUAUCAAUGAGGUUGACAAUAUUGCUGCAUUGAAGACGAAUCCGAAACAAGUGUGGAAAUUGAAGUUGUUGAACACAUUGGCGGUCAAUUUUACCAAAUUUAGUCAUAAUGGUGGUGGUGGUGCGGGAUGGAAUAGUGAGACUUUUUAUUAUGACAACUAUGGAAUUAUGAUGACGCGAUUUCUUGAAAAUGUAAGUCACCCACAACGAAUCGCCAACUUGUUUUCUAAAUUUGAUGAUGAAUUGGUGUUGCAUUUCUCUGAUGAUAGGUUGUUGAAAAAAUUGAAUCUGAUUUACGAUAAGCAAAUUUUUGGUACUAUGGAAUUAGGCCAUCCUUUAACGGUUGAUAAUUUCCAAUAUCAAUUUGCUGAGUUAUUAGCGUUCAAAUUGCGUCAAAUGAGUAUAGAGAUGGAAAAUUUGCAAGGAAAGGAAGAAGAAGGGGAUGCUAAAGAAGAUGGAGAAAAGGAAGUAAGCAUUGGACAAAAACGAUUACUUACUACUUCCAAACAAGUCCAUUUUGAUGAAGAUGAAAACACAAUAGCUGAAAGCUAUCAUAAGUUGAGAAGAUUGAAUGAUGAUGCUAAUAUAAUUGAUCGCAAAUUAGCUCGAGUAGAGAAUGAUUUACACAAGAGUUUAGAAAAAGAUGCAGAGCUUGAAAAUAAAUUAAAGCAGGUUCAAUCAAUUACUGAAAAUAAUGUUAGUCAGCUGUUGUUAUCUACUCAAUCAAAUCAGAUUUCCACUUUACAAACAGAAUUGAAAGAUUUACAACAAGAAUAUGAAAGAUUGAGUAGAGAAACUGAAGAUUCAAGAGUCAAAUAUCAACAAAGCUCCUCUGAAGCUGUUAUUGAAAUGCAAAAGCGAACCAGUUUACAAAAUGAAUUGAACAAGAUCAACAAUCGUAUGCAAUCGCCAGGAAUGGCAUUGUUACCCGAUUUGAUUCACAAGGAUACGAUACUUACUGAUCAACAUAGGCUAGACAGGUUACGACAUCAAAACAAGUUUCUUGAGCUGUUUGUAAAUGAUCAGUUGGGUAAACUAUUGGCCGAACGACAACUGAUUAUGGAGUCAACUAGUGGUGGUAGUAGUGGAAUGGGUGCUGGUGCUGGUGGUAUAUCUACCGGGUCCAGUAGUCGACCUAGCAAUCGAAUCAGUCGGGACCCAACACCAUUUUGA